Molecule: messenger RNA, 894 nt
Organism: Penicillium egyptiacum
Lineage: Eukaryota; Fungi; Ascomycota; Eurotiomycetes; Eurotiales; Aspergillaceae
Source: the annotation of a GenBank genome assembly
AUGACAGAGCCGAAUCUUUCUCCUGCUUGUUUUACAAAGUACAACGAGCAGACCCAAAGCAACCUAUUCUCCCUCUCCCCUCCAGAGAUUCGCUAUGAUAUCUUCACCUACGCUUUGACAAGUGCCUCAGACGCCACGCGACCACCUGAGCAAGACGGAUACUGCAUGCGACCAGGGUAUGAGACCCGCCAUCGGACCUAUAUAGAACUGCUCCGAACCUGCAAAAAUGUCUACAUGGAGGCAUGGUUUAUGCCCUUCUUCUGUUUGGAGCAUGUAUUCCGGAUGGCUAACUGGGACCGCACUCCCGGGCGAAUGAUUACGGUCGAGAAAAAUGCAGCGAGGCCUAGUCUAUCCGAUACACGCAGACCUGGAUGUAGCAACGUAACGAGGAGUUAUAGUUCGGAGGGGCCCGGAGCAAAUGGCGGGUGCUGCCCUCUAGCAUCGAUAGGUUUUGUAUCGACAUCGAGAGCAUCGAGCGAGGUAAGGACGAAGUGGACUAAAUUGCGGGCGAAAUGGCCGACCUAUGGCGAUUCCAGCGAGCCGAUGGCACCAACAUGCUCGCUGUCAAGGCCGAUACCUCCGUAUCUAGAUGGACGGGAAGUUCCAUGCUUGGCAGACGGCGCUGGGUGCGUGAUGAGGUGUCGCCUGGUCAGCUUCAGCAAUACCUCGCGCCUGCAACGUGGCGGCCUUCCCAAGAGCCCUUGGAUGGUCAGCAGGGUUCAAAUCCCCCUCUCCAAGUCGAUUGCAGCCGCCCAUUACCUCGCGAUUUGCGUUGGAACUCCAUCGGGAUCAUAUUUAGAACAUGCCGGAAUAUCCAUGACAGUUCCGGCUGACCAAGUGGUUGCUAAACGCAUCGCUGAUGGGUAUGUUGAUAGCAGUGAUGAGGAAUGGUAG